This is a messenger RNA of Opisthocomus hoazin, 1748 nucleotides long. The record is from RefSeq and is a predicted model, not a curated record. NCBI's taxonomy places the organism in Eukaryota, Metazoa, Chordata, Aves, Opisthocomiformes, Opisthocomidae.
AUGGAGUAUAUGAGCACGGGUAGCGAUAGCAAAGAGGAGAUUGACUUGUUGCUAACUAAUUUAAAUAUGUCUGAGGUGAUAGACAUCAUGGAAAACCUUUACCCAGCUGGAGACCUUGCAGUGUACGAAGACAGCUUGAUUACAAUGUGUGAAGAGGCAAACCAAAACGAAGAACGUGCUGAAUCUUUACUGUUUUGUGAAGGGGAGGUUUCUUUGAUGUCCUCCGUCAAAUAUGGGACUGUGGAAGACCUGCUUGCUUUUGCAAAUCAGGUGUCUAACACUGCAAAACAGUUUAAAGGAUGUAGACAGCAAGAAUCCGGAAUCCUCUUGAAUAUGGUAUGUCCCUUUUAUAUCACACCCAAGAAUGGGCGCUAUCAAAUCGACUCAGAUGUGCUCCUGUUUCCGUGGAAGCUGACUUACAGGAACAUUGGCUCUGAUUUUAUUCCUCGGGGAGCUUUUGGGAAGGUGUACUUAGCCCAAGAUAGAGAAACCAAGAAACGAAUGGCAUGCAAACUGGUCCCAGUGGAACAGUUCAAACCGUCAGAUGUCGAAAUACAGGCAUGUUUCCGUCACGAAAACAUUGCCGAAUUAUACGGUGCUAUUUUGUGGGAUGAGACGAUCCAUCUCUUUAUGGAAGCUGGAGAGGGAGGAUCUGUCAUGGAGAAGCUGGAGAGUUGUGGUCCAAUGAGAGAAUUUGAAAUCAUUUGGGUGACAAAGCAUAUUUUGAAAGGACUUGACUUUCUCCACUCCAAGAGGAUUAUCCACCAUGAUAUCAAACCAAGCAACAUUGUCUUUAUGUCAACUAAGGCUGUUUUGGUGGAUUUUGGCCUAAGUGUCCAGAUGACUGAAGACAUAUACUAUCCCAAAGACCUUAGAGGAACCGAGAUUUACAUGAGCCCUGAAGUUAUCCUCUGCAGAGGCCACACAACAAAAGCGGACAUCUACAGCGUGGGAGCUACUAUUAUUCAUAUGCAAACUGGCAUCCCACCCUGGGUGAACAGAUACCCUCGUUCUGCAUAUCCAUCCUACCUCUAUAUUAUACACAAGCAAGCUCCCCCCUUAGAGGACAUUGCUGAAGACUGCAGCACUUCUAUGAGAGAGUUGCUGGAAGCAGCUCUAGAAAGGAAUCCGAAUCAUAGGCUGUCUGCAGCAGACCUGCUGAAACACGAAGCCUUACACCCACCCCCAGAAGAUCAACCGCGGUGCCAGAGUCUGGACUCGGCAUUGUUUGAGAGGAAGAGACUACUCGCAAGGAAGGAGCUGCAGUUGCCAGAAAACAUUACAGAUUCCUCAUUGUGUACCGGGAGCAUGGAAGAGUCGGACCUGCUAAAGAGGCAAAGAUCACUCUACAUAGAUCUUGGAGCUCUAGCUGGUUACUUCAAUAUUGUUAGGGGUCCACCAGCCUUAGAAUACGACUGACUCAGUAACGUUGUAUGUCGGCACGUCAGAAAUGGACCUCUACCUCUUAAAACUUGACUUUAAGACUUGAUUUUCAAAUUUGUACAUAAAAAAUAUUGCCAUUGUAGACUGUAAAAUGUGAAUAGUGUUUAAUUGCACAGAUGAUUAAGCUAAACCCUUAACGGGCUCUGAUAAGCUGAUCCCAAGCAACGAUAUUUGUGCGUCUGCUGGCUGACCAACAAGAAGACGGCAAACAGAACACUGCUGGGCAUGUCUUAAUCCAGGAUAUCUUCCUGUGCUGGGCCUUGCACUUUUAUAAAAUUUGUAAUAUAUGCUUGCAAAUACCGCCA